This is a messenger RNA of Sorghum bicolor (sorghum), 1334 nucleotides long. Its product is annotated as quinone oxidoreductase PIG3. Gene Ontology annotation, molecular function: oxidoreductase activity. The record is from RefSeq and is a predicted model, not a curated record. Bases 97 to 1083 code for a protein of 328 amino acids. NCBI's taxonomy places the organism in Eukaryota, Viridiplantae, Streptophyta, Magnoliopsida, Poales, Poaceae. The transcript has 6 exons.
GCAGAGUCGUGUGCUCCUAGUGCAGUUGCUGGUGUAAUUAUCGGAAGGGGCAAGCAGCUGCAGAGCUGCAGCGACCAAGGGGACGACGCGAGGAAGAUGAGGGCGGUGGUGAUCACGCGCGGCGGCGGCGGCCCGGAGGUGCUGGAGGCGCAGGAGGUGGAGGAACCCGCGCCGCUGGGAGACGGCGAGGUCCUCCUCCAGGUGGCCGCCGCGGGCGUUAACCGCGCCGACACGCUCCAGCGCCACGGCCGCCAUCCGCCGCCCCCCGGCGCGCCCCCUUACCCGGGGCUCGAGUGCUCCGGCACUAUCCUCGCGCUCGGCCCCAACGUCCCACCGCGGUGGUCCGUCGGCGACAAGGUCUGCGCGCUGCUUAGCGGAGGCGGGUACGCGGAGAAGGUGGUGGUGCCGGCGGGCCAGCUGUUGCCGGUGCCGGAGGGCGUGUCCCUUACGGACGCGGCCGGCUUACCCGAGGUGGCCUGCACCGUCUGGUCCACCGUGUUCAUGACCAGCCACCUCUCUCCCGGCGAAUCGUUCCUUAUACAUGGAGGAUCAAGUGGAAUUGGUACGUUUGCUAUACAGAUUGCAAAGCACCUCGGAAUAAAGGUUUUUAUCACAGCAGGAAGUGAAGAAAAACUAGCAGCCUGCAAAGAUUUGGGUGCUGAUGUAUGCAUUAACUACAAAACUGAAGACUUUGUUGAGCGUGUCAAACAGGAAACUGAUGGGAAAGGUGUCGAUGUAAUUCUCGACAACAUUGGAGGACCAUAUCUCCAGCGCAAUCUGAACAGCUUAGGUGUUGAUGGCAGACUUUUCAUCAUUGGCUUCCAAGGCGGUGCUGUAACUGAAGUGAACCUGCAAGCUGUGCUUGCACGGCGUUUGACCAUACAAGCUGCUGGACUGCGCAACAGAAGCCUUGCUAAUAAAGCAGAGAUUGUUGGUGAGGUCGAAAAGAAUGUGUGGCCUGCUGUCGCUGCUGGCAAGGUGAAGCCGGUGAUUUACAAGACGUUUCCGUUGUCUGAAGCUGCUGAGGCUCAUAGGUUGAUGGAAGCUAGCACCCACAUCGGCAAGAUACUGCUGCUUCCAUGACUGUGCCUGUAGCUUUUGGGCUCUUUAGUUCUGGAGGAGUCAGUUCAAGAACAUAUGCAACUUCUGUGACAGUCUGCAUGAAUGGUGUACUGGUGUAGCAUGGCCUUUUUAUCUUGUAUACUAGAUUGGAUCUUUUUCCCCUGAGCAAUUCUCUUGUCAAUUGGAUCCUUCAAGUACUGAUGAUGUUUUUCUGUGAGCUAUGAUAUAAUAAAUCUGGCAGACGGACAUGUCCAUGCCACUACAGUACGUCA